Molecule: messenger RNA, 1302 nt
Organism: Aspergillus steynii IBT 23096
Lineage: Eukaryota; Fungi; Ascomycota; Eurotiomycetes; Eurotiales; Aspergillaceae
Product: Six-hairpin glycosidase
Exons: 4
Coding region: 1-1302 (433 amino acids)
Biological process (GO): polysaccharide catabolic process
Molecular function (GO): chondroitin hydrolase activity
Source: RefSeq, a predicted model, not a curated record
AUGCAGCUCAGUUUCUUUCUAUCCGCACUCUUUCUAUGGGCGGAAGCCCUCCCCUCUACACCGAGGCGACAUGACACGCAGAAAUCUAUUGAUUUACCAGAGCUCUUUUCUCGGGCCACAAGCUCCAAGAUUUGGAAUGUUGCGGUAGACCAUCUUGGGAAGCUCCCAAAUAAAUUCCCCGACAACAUUCCAGGAUUCACAUCCAACAAUGGGGCUUAUCUCUUCAGCGACAUCUCCGCAUGGACCAGCGGCUUCUUUCCCGGCUCUUUGUAUGCCCUCCUCGAGCGCAACACGCGAUUCCCGAGCCACCUCGACCUCGGAAAUUCAAGCCAAGUAGCUCUACAUGCCCGUCUCCUUGCGCUCUCACGCCAGUGGUCAGAUCCACUGCAUGAACAGGCAAAACGCACCGAUACCCACGACAUGGGAUUCUUGAUUGUCCCUGCUCUGCGCAAAGACUGGGAACUGACUGGCAACACUAAAAGUCUGGAGUCGGUCAUUACCGCAGCACACAGUCUGGCGACUCGAUACGAUCCUCAAGUGCGAGCGAUUCGCAGCUGGGAUAAUCUGAUCAACAAGCGACAUGAUAUCAGAGAUAAGACAACCGACUUCUUGGUGAUUGUGGACAGCAUGUGCAACCUUGAUUUGCUCUAUUAUGCUGGGUACCAGACAGCCAACCGAACAUUGGUUGAUAUUGCCACCACCCAUGCACAUACGGUGAUACGCGACAUUAUCAGGGAGGACCAUUCAACUUUUCACCUUGUCAACAUCGAUCCCAGGAACAAUAGUGUGAAGUUCCAGGAGACAGUACAGGGAUACAAAGACUGGUCGACCUGGAGCAGAGGCCAAGCCUGGAGUAUCCUCGGCUAUGCGCAGACCUAUCAAUGGACGAAAGACCCCGUGUUUCUGGACACUGCGAAAGGCCUAGCAGAUUAUUUCAUCGGUCGCCUCGACGAAUCCUCUCACAUCCAUCCCUACGUUCCGCUGUGGGACUUUGACGCCCCAGUCACCGCGGGCAAAUUACCACCGCGCGAUACAUCAGCCGGUCUGGUCGCAGCCAAUGGACUGCUUCUGCUUCACCAGAUCCUUGAAGGGGACUCCCCGUAUUUGGAACGUGCUUUGCGCAUUGUAGCUGAGACCGUGGAUUUAUCUACGGCGCCGCCGAGCUGGGAGUCUAUCUUCAUGAAUGCGACCAUCAGUAACAACGAGUUUUCGUCGGAUCGGUCGAAUAACACGGGGCUUGUGUAUGCGGACUUUUACUUUCUGGAAUUCGGCAAUCGGCUGUUACAGAUGGGAUUGGUCUAA